This is a messenger RNA of Pocillopora verrucosa, 2192 nucleotides long. NCBI's taxonomy places the organism in Eukaryota, Metazoa, Cnidaria, Anthozoa, Scleractinia, Pocilloporidae. The record is from RefSeq and is a predicted model, not a curated record.
UUUCCGUUAACGCGACCUCUGCGUUGUAUUUAAAAGUUGUUAUAGUUACUACAGUAAAUAUCGAGUCAUUCUUGUUUGGCAAUCACGAAGCAGUAUUUCGCUUGGGGUCUUGUUUUUGGUCAGCUACCCAUCAAAGGAUAGAAAGGAAAUUGAAACUGUACUGGUAAGAUCAAGAAGUCAAUUUUAAAGAUGUCAAACCCAGAGGACAAAGAGGCUGUAUCCAGACCUAAUGCGGCCAUUAUGGACAGUUCUGGAGGAGGGAAUGCAGGUGGAGCUGGUGUGUCCAUUACAAUAACUUUUAACAAAGCUUACGUCGUGUCAAUUCCUGGAGUAUUGAAGAUCGUGGAAUUUAUCCUGUUGUUGCUAGCGUUUUCUAUCGCCGCUGACAUAAACGUCGCAAACUGGGGACGCAUGAGUUUUUUCCUUUUUGUUACCAUUACUUCAUGGCUUCUUGUAAUCGCCUGGUUUGUGCUGUUCACCUUCAAUUUGCACACAAAGAUCAACCUCAACAUUAACUGGAAUAUUACGCUCCUGAUAUUUGCUGCUGUUGUGGCUUUUCUUUUGCUGAUCAGUUCGGCGUUGUUGGCUGAUGAUGUCAGAAAGAUAGAAGAAAAGUCUGGUUACUCUCUUCCUUUUUUGGGCCCGUUACGCACUGCUGUGGUAUGUCUUAAGGCGUUUGGAUUUAUUGCCAUGUUUGUGUUCAUUGGAGAUGCUGUUGUGAACAUCCUUAAAAUUACUGGAAAGACGCAAGUGCAAAUCGCUUUAUAGACUUGGACCACCUUAAAGACGCUUGAUUUUCUCUUAUUUCCUCGAUUUAUUUCGUUAUCGAUACUGUCACAUCAGUGAACGCUUCCUAUCCAGAUGUAAAAGAAGUAACAAGAGUGAUUUUGGGAAGGUUUUCAAGGUACCGAGAUAGCCGUUUCUGGAUGUGUCUCAGAUCUUCAUUAUUCCUACUUAUGGUCCUUUAUUAGGUAAAACCUAUUAAAUAUUAGCCCGCAACAAAGGUAGUGCCUUUUUUCGUAGCUGUUGUUUUGUCUCGUCACGGAACAGGAGACCAAAUAAAAGCUCUUCAGGGAACACGAACAAACGUUCUGUGCGAAUGAACCAAAAAGUACGUUGUUAUCUAUUAUGUCAUAAGUCCGGCUUCAGCCCUACAAGUGUUUAGCAUCUAAUUUCUAACAUUAUAAGAAUUGCAUGGUUGGCAGUCAAGAGAAUGAUAAGUUUGACCCGGAAGUUAAAGGGUUAAAUCAAACAUUAAGAUCACAGGAGUAAAGGGAAUGAUCACCAACUAAAGAAGCUCUUGAACAUGCAACUUUCUCCAGUCAGCUCAAAAGGAAUAAAGAACAGUAUGGAAAACAUGCAUACUGUUGUUAGCCAUGGUAAUAAGUGUCAAAAGAGAAAAGAAAGGAGGGAAACUUCAAGCGCUUAAUCACAAUUACAAUUAGAGGGCAAGACAAAUAGAUAAAUAAAGGAAUUACUAAAAAAAAUAACACGCUACAGAAGGCAUGACAAUCAUGCUGAAAGACUGGUUUUAGGAGAGGAAGGAAAAAAGAAAUCGGUGAAAUAAAUAUGUCAAUAAUUUAGUCGUUCAUGUAUUUAGCGAGAGGUUCCUACUCCUUUGCUUUGCCUGCUUGUGAUUUUUCUUAUCUCUUUUGAGUUUAUCCACCUUAGUAAACGAUGUCAAAUAUUAUAUCGGAAAAUUAAAUACUUUGGUAGUUCCUUAAUCAGACAACUACGAAAAAGGAACUAAGAUUGGGAGCUUAACACGUAAUAAAACACAGAGUUUACCACAACCUGAUGGUAGAAAGGAAAGGAAAAACUUUGACUGCUUCAUAGAAAAUACAACUGUUGCUUUCUCUAUAUCUACAAGAGAAUCUAUCACCAAUGUCGCCAUGUUUUAAGAUCAGUGGAAAUCGUGGUACUUUUAAUUCCGUAAAUUUCAUUCUGGCUCAUUUAAUAACGCAUUUUUUAUCUUCUGCUUCUCACUGUAUUCUUCAUAUGUCUUUACUCAUACAUGUCAUUUUACUGAUUAUUUUGAAGCCUUUCAUGUGUGGAAUGUGACAGUAAACGACAACAACUCUAUUACUCGACCACUGCUCUUAAGCGACAAUUUUGCAACCGUUCUGUCUAUAAAAAUAAAAAAACUUGAAUAGUGACUGAGCCAACUCGGAUUCCGUAGUUUCCUCCUAAAA